AAUGGAGAUGGGAUGGAGAUGGAAUGGAGAUGGGAUGGAGAUGGGAUGGGCUGAGGUCUCCCUGAGCACUGUGAAGUUGGUGACUCAGUUCUGUGCUGUCCUUGGCCCAGCUGGGCUCACCUCUGAGCAGGGGGUGUUGGACUCAAGCAGAGCUGCUCCUUUCAAGUCCCCAGCCAUGAAGAAAUCCAAGGAAAUUGCAAAGGAAUUUUUGUUUUGAAAGUAAAGGCAACUUGGCUGCCAUCAAACAUGUCUAGAGACCUGAUCUUGAUUGUUGGAGCUGUGGGGAUGCAGGAGGGUGCAGGACAGGACCUGAGCUCCGGUGGGUUUUGUUGGGGCAGGGUUGAGCAGCCUCUCCCACAGCUGAGCCCCCCACCCAGCACAUCUCACCCCCAUUAGCUGAUGUACCGAGAGCCUCCAGGCGUUAUAAAUUAACACUCUGGGCUAUGAAUUAUGAAUGGAGCCACAUCUCUGAUCGCUGCAAUGCUCUGCUGACAGCCCAGGAGCUGCUGAUCCAACUGACAGCCCAAAGCUUUUAAAGAUGUGAACAGCAAAAGCUGGGAAUAAUUUACUUUGCAAGCUACAAACCGCUUGGCCUACAGAUGGGGCUCAUCGUAUUCCCUCUCCUGCCUGCUCCUGUCCUGUUCUUCUCUUUUGUUUGCCAGCAUUGCCUUCUCUACUCUCCCUCUCUGUCUUAAUGGAUGUUGCCCUGUGUUGACCAUCCCUUGGGAGCUGCCACGUUCCUGCUCCAGGGUUGCUGGUUCCAGCUGGGGACAGCUGGGGACAGCUGGGUCCUGGCCAUCCCCAACCCAGCCUCAGAUCCCCACAGCCAGUGCAGAGCUCCUGGUGCAGGACCCAGAGGGAUUUUGGCAGAUCUGCAGCUUCAUCCUCCUGUGGCCAUAACUUUGUACUCAAGACAUCGUAUUCCACAGCUCCAUCUGCUCCGUGGAGCUCUGCCACAGCUCUGUCUUUGCCACCGCUAUUUGGAGGGUUUGUCCUUGAACCUUUCCAUCUCUGGAAGCCAAAUCCUGCCCUAAACUGCUGGAUGUGCUUAAUCCUGGGUAUUCCUGGGGUUUUUUGCCCUCUGGCUUUGUAUGGAUUGCUGUCUCCUGACCUUUGGGGCAGCUCCCUCUGGCAGCCGGGCUGUGCUCCCUGCUCUGGCAGCGGUGGGGCAGAGGGAGCAGAACUAAAUUUAGACAAUGAGCUUCAGACACUUGUCAAUUGUCAUAAACGAAGGCAGGGCCCUGUAUGUCCCCCUCGUGGGGCUGUGCCCCCUGCAGCACUCGGGAGAAAGCCCUUAGAUAGCAGGAGGGAGCCCAGGAUGGCAGGAGACGGGAAACCAGCCCAGCCUGAGCAGUGGGUGCAGGACAGGGGCACUCCGUGUUCCCAGUCCUUUCCAGGUGAGCCAUUGUCAACCAGGCAGCAGAACAACUUCAAAGGGAAAGUGUCUGGAGAAGGUGUUUGUUAUACCCCAGUGUCUGGAGAAGGUGUUUGUUAUACCCCCGUGUCUGGAGAAGGUGUUUGUUAUACCCCAGUGUCUGGAGAAGGUGUUUGUUAUACCCCAGUGUCUGGAGAAGGUGUUUGUUAUACCCCAGUGUCUGGAGAAGGUGUUUUGCCCCGGGCUGGGGUGCAGAGGCACUCCCCAGGUCCUGACUGUUUUGUUUCCCUUGCACAGGGGAUGCUGUAAGGAUGGACUGACAGAGCCCCAGCAGUUUCUUCUCCACCCAAAGGCUGAGGGGCUCAGCCUGCAGGGAAGGAGCCGUUUUUGGACGCAAACAUCCCUCUGGCUGCGGUGAGGGGAGAGGAGCUGCCGCGGCGGCGGAUCGAACCCGCUCCCGGAGGGGAAAAUACCGCUUCGGUUUGGUGUCUAAUUAGAUAUUUACCAGGAAGGAAGGAAAGAUAUAAAUAGGGUGACAGUGACUUCAAAGGGUGUUUUUUGACUUCUAAGAAUAACACCUUUGCUGGCGCCGAUUUCGGGAAUAUCGGCUGUGCCUGGGUGUGAAAGACGGAGGAGGUGUCGCAGCUCGGUCGGCAGCCAAGGGAGCAAACCCAGACCCCAGCCCCCGUCCGGCCCCACGGGACCAGCUGAGGAAGGGACAGAGCCUGUGGAAAGCUCAGCUGCAUCCGCAGGGACACAGCAGGGGGAGUUUGGGGAACACCGCCGGUGCUGCAACGCGGGCAGGAGGGGACGUGUGGCACCAUGGGGACCCCAUCCCUAUCCCCAUGGGCGGUGCUGGCGCUCACCCUGGCUCUGGUGGGACUCUGGGCUCCCUGUGUGGUGAGCAGGCAGCCCAACUUCAUCGUCAUCCUGGCUGAUGAUGUGGGCUGGGGGGAUCUGGGAGCCAACUGGGCGGAGACGAAGGAGACCCCGCAUUUGGAUCAGUUGGCUGCCGAAGGAACAAGGUUCGUGGAUUUCCACUCCGCUGCAUCCACGUGCUCCCCGUCCCGCGCCUCGCUGCUCACGGGGCGCCUGGGGGUGCGCAACGGGGUCACCCACAACUUCGCCAUCAGCUCGCUCGGGGGCCUCCCCCUCAACGAGACCACCCUGGCCGAGGUCCUGCGGGAGGCUGGCUACAGCACCGGGGCUAUAGGCAAGUGGCACCUGGGGCACCACGGCCGCCAUCACCCCAACUCCCGCGGCUUUGACUACUACUUUGGGAUCCCCUACAGCCACGACAUGGGCUGCACCGACAGCCCUGGCUACAACCUGCCGCCCUGCCCGCCCUGCGCGCGGCACGGCACCGCCGCCAGCAGGGUGGCGAGGAAGGACUGCUACACAGAGGUUGCCCUGCCUCUCUUCGAGAACAUCACCAUCGUGCAGCAGCCCGUGGAGCUGGGCAGCCUGGCCAGGCGCUACACGGAGGAGGCGGUGCGGUUCAUCCAGAGGGCCAGUGACAGCGACCGUCCCUUCUUCCUCUACCUGGCCCUGGCCCACAUGCACGUCCCGCUGACCCCCUCGCUGCCCCCCGCUCCGGGCAGGAGCAUCUACGGAGCCUCCCUGAGCGAGAUGGAUGCGCUGGUGGGACGGAUAAAGGAGGUCGCUGACAGCCUCGGGAAGGGCAGCACACUGCUGUGGUUCACAGGUGACAAUGGCCCCUGGGCUCAGAAGUGUGAGCUGGCGGGACGCCUGGGGCCGUUCGUGGGUGCCUGGCAGAGGCAGAGAGGUGGGAGCUCAGCCAAGCAAACGACCUGGGAAGGAGGGCACAGGGUGCCAGCCCUGGCGUACUGGCCCGGCCGUGUCCCUGCCGGGAGGACGAGCCACGCUCUGCUCAGCAUCCUGGACAUCUUCCCCACGCUGGUGGCCCUGGCUGGGGCGGCGCUGCCCCCGAGCAGGCGCUUCGAUGGCUUGGACGUGUCCCCAGCUCUCUUUGGCUGGUCAGACGUGGGGCACAAGGUUCUGCUGCACCCCAACAGCGGCGCAGCCGGGAAGGUCGGCGGGAUCGAGGCGCUGCGGCUGGCUCAGUACAAGGCGUUUUACACCACAGGAGGGGCCAUGGCCUGUGAUGGCAGCACGGGGCCGGCGGAGCGGCACCAACCACCCCUCAUUUUCAACCUGGACCGUGACCUCCAGGAGCAGGAGCCUCUGGAUGUGGCAUCCAGGGAGUACCAGGCAGUGCUGCCUGCCAUCAGCAGGGCUUAUGCCCAAGCUCUGCAGGACAUUGCAGCAGACAAUGUCUCGGUUGCAGAUUAUUCCCAGGAUCCAGCUGCAAUUCCCUGCUGCAACGUGCAGCUCGUGGGCUGCCGGUGCCACGGGGCUCACGGAGCCACACAGGAUCCCCACGGGGAAGAGAGAACACCACAGCUUUGUCUUUAAGCAAUAAUUACUCAGGCUGCUCCUUUCCCAAGUGUGGUGUCUGUGAACUCCAGGCUGGAGGUGGCCAUGGAGGGGGAUGGAGGCUGUGGUUCCCUUUGCUCCACGCUGGGAGGAGGGAGGUGAGUUGGGUGUGGGUCUGGGGGAGCACCCAGAGGGUCCCCUUUGGACCCUGGGCCUGUGGAAGGCUUUUUGUGGGGCUCUUUAUCUGGGAAAUAGACAGCUCUUGGAUUAAAACUACCUUCUG
Cyanistes caeruleus (blue tit) is the source of this 4055-nucleotide messenger RNA. The record is from RefSeq and is a predicted model, not a curated record. NCBI's taxonomy places the organism in Eukaryota, Metazoa, Chordata, Aves, Passeriformes, Paridae.